Messenger RNA from Scomber japonicus (chub mackerel), 3684 nucleotides. RefSeq names its product contactin-associated protein-like 5. The record is from RefSeq and is a predicted model, not a curated record. Lineage: Eukaryota; Metazoa; Chordata; Actinopteri; Scombriformes; Scombridae. Bases 16 to 3684 code for a protein of 1222 amino acids. The transcript has 22 exons.
GACCUCAGGGACCGGAUGGAGGUGACGGCCGUGGCCACACAGGGGCGCUACGACAGCUCGGACUGGGUGAGCGGCUUCCUGCUGCUGUACAGUGACACGGGUCAGGCCUGGAAAGAGUUCAGACAGGAGGACGGAGUCACGAGGUUUGGUGGGAACGUGAACUCGGAGGCCGUCGUUCAGAACAAACUGUCCUACUCGCUGAGGACUCGCUUCCUGCGCUUCGUCCCUCUGGACUGGAACCCUGGAGGCUGGAUCGGCCUCAGAGUGGAGGUGUAUGGAUGCUCCUACAAGUCAGAUGUGGCUGACUUUGACGGCAGAAGCUCUCUGCUGUACCGGUUCAAUCAGAAGUCCAUGUCAACGGUGAAGGACGUGAUCUCUCUGCGGUUCAAGAGCCGGCAGGCCGAGGGGGUUUUACUGCACGGAGAGGGUCAGAGGGGAGAUUACAUCACUCUGGAGCUUCACCGAGGAAAACUGGCCCUCUACCUCAACCUGGACGACACAAGGCUGCGGUUCAGCAGCGGCCGCGUCGCCGUCACGGUCGGCAGUCUUCUGGAUGAUCAGCACUGGCACUCCGUCAUCAUCGAGCGCUUCAACAAGCAAGUCAACCUCACGGUGGACUACCACACACAGCACUUCCAAACCAAAGGGGAGGGAGACUCUCUGGAGGUCGACUACGAGCUGAGCUUCGGAGGAAUCCCGCUGCCGGGCAAACCUGGAACUUUCCUCAGGAAGAAUUUUCACGGCUGUAUUGAAAACCUUUAUUACAACGGGAUCAACAUCAUCGACCUCGCCAAGAGACGCAAGCCACAGAUUUACAGUGUGGGAAACGUGACCUUCUCAUGCUCGCAGCCACAGCUGACCGCCUGCACCUUCCUGAGCUCCAGUAGCAGCUUCCUGUCAGUGCCAGCAGCAGCGCCGUCCUCCAUCAUGGGCGGGUUCUCUGUUCGGUUCCAGUUUAGAACGUGGAACCCAGACGGGCUGCUGCUCUCCGCUCGGCUGAGCCCCGAGCCCCGACGACUGCAGCUGCAGAUCAGCAACAGCCGGCUGCUCCUGACCCUCCACGGCUCAGCGACGCAGAGAGAAGAGGCCACAGCUGGUCACAGAGUUAAUGACGGUUUGUGGCACUCUGUGAGCCUGGACACCAGAAGUCUGCAGAUCAGUCUGACUCUGGACAACGAGCCGGCUUCCACCACCGAACAGUGGGAACAACUGGAACCAAGAGGCAGCUUCUACUUCGGAGGCUGUCCUCCAGCAAGCUGCCAGAAGCCGACUCUGUCCUUUCAGGGAUGCAUGCGGCUCAUAUCCAUCAACAGCCAACCAAUCAACCUGAGUCACAUCCAGCAAGGAUUACUUGGAAAUUAUAACGAGCUUCAGUUUGACACCUGCAGCAUCAGAGACAGGUGUAUUCCUAACUUCUGUGAACACGGAGGUCGCUGUCUGCAGUCCUGGAGCUCCUUCUCCUGCGACUGUUCAGGGACCGGCUACUCUGGAGCAACGUGUCAUAACUCCGUCUAUGAGUCGUCCUGCGAGGCCUACCAGCUGACUGGCAGCUCCUCCGGCUUCUACUCCAUCGAUCCGGACGGGAGCGGCCCCCUGGGGCCCGCGCAGGUCUACUGCAACAUGACAGAGGGGAAAGUGUGGACGACAGUGAGCCACAACGUCACAGCUGCAGUCAGAGUUCAGGGCUCGUCUCUGCUGAAGCCUCACGUCAUGAUGUUCAACUACAGCACGUCCGCCCAUCAGCUGCGCGCCAUCGUCACGGCGUCGGAGCAGUGCCAGCAGGAAGUGGUCUACACCUGCAGGAAGUCCCGCCUCUUCAACACCAAAGACGGCCGGCCGUUGUCCUGGUGGGUGGACCAGGGAGGAGAGCGCCGGAGCUACUGGGGGGGGUUCCUGCCCGGAGUCCAGCAGUGUUCCUGCAGCCUGGAGGAGAACUGCAUCGACAUGAACUACUUCUGCAACUGUGACGCCGACACAGACGCAGUGACCAAUGACACAGGAAUCCUCUCGUAUAAAGACCACCUGCCGCUGAGCCACAUCGUGAUCGGAGACACUAACAGGACCGGCUCGGAGGCCGUCUACAGAGUUGGCCCGCUGCGUUGUUAUGGAGACAAGUCUGUCUGGAACGCGGUGUCCUUCUACCAGGAGUCCUCCUACCUGCACUUCCCUAACCUGCAGGCAGAGCUCGCUUCAGACUUCUCCUUCUACUUCAAGACCAACGCUCCUUCAGGAGUCUUCCUGGAAAACCGGGGCCAUAAAGACUUUAUCCGUGUGGAGCUCAGCUCUCCCUCAGUGGUGACUUUCUCCUUUGACGUGGGAAACGGUCCGGCGAACCUGGUCGUGAAGUCUCACCUCCCUCUGAACGACCGGCAGUGGCACUACGUGAGGGCGGAGCGUAAUGUGAAGGAGGCAUCGCUGCAGGUCGACCAGCUUCCUGUUCGCUUCCUGGAGGCUCCACCUGACGGACACCACCGCUUACGCCUCAACGGCCAGCUGUUUGUGGGGGGAACAGCGUCCCAGCAGAGAGGCUUCCUGGGCUGCAUCAGGACUCUGACUGCCAACGGUGUGACCUUUGACCUGGAGGAGAGGGCCAAGACAGCACCAGGCGUAAGCUCCGGUUGCCCUGGUUACUGCGGCGGCUCCAGCAGCCUCUGCCACAACAGAGGACGCUGCAUAGAGAAGAGCAGCGGCUACGCCUGCGACUGCUCACAGUCCGCCUACGGAGGACCCACCUGUAAAGACGAGGUGUCGGUGUCCUUCGACAGAGAGUCCUCGGUCACCUUUACGUUCCAGGAACCUUUUUCAGUGAUGCAGAACAGAAGCUCACAGACGUCCAGCGUCUCCAGAGGAAGCAGCAGCAGCAGCAGCAGCAGCAGCAGAGCCAGAGAGGAAGUGGCGUUCAGCUUCGUCACAUCGCAGAGCCCGGCCAUGCUGCUGACCGUCAGCACCUUCAGCCAGCACUACAUCGCUGUCAUUCUGGCUCGCAACGGGAGUCUGCAGAUCUGGUAUCAUCUGCAGAGGGACAGGAGCCCUGACGUGUUCAACCCCGGCCUUAGCAGCAUGGCAGAUGGACGACUCCACCGAAUCAGAAUUCACCGGGAAGGCAAACACCUCUACGUACAGAUGGACCAGAACAUGGACAGAAAGUUCACCCUGUCAUCUGAUGCAGAGCUGAUCCUAAUCAGAUCCUUGACUUUGGGCAAAGUCACCAGUGGAAACUUCCCAGAGGAGCUGGUUGGAGCAGGUUCCAAGGGUUUCGUCGGCUGCCUCUCCUCAGUCCAGUUUAAUCACGUGGCUCCUCUGAAAGCAGCGCUGCUGAAUCGAGGAAGCUCACUAGUCACGGUCCGCGGUCCUCUGGUCCAAUCAAAUUGUGGAGUGCUGGCAGACUCCAUCACAUCCCACAACCUGCAAGAUCAAUCUGCAACGACAAAUAAAGAUAAAGGACAGCGCAGCAGUGAAACCCAGAGUGAUGUGGCAGUAAUAGCAGGUGUGGUGACAGCGGCGGUGUUCAUCUCGCUGUGUAUCGUUGCUAUGGUGAUCCGCUUUCUGUACCAAUGGCGAAGCAGGACAAGCGACAGCAGCGUCACGGAGAAGGAGCAACGACACAGCAUGGAGACCGGAUACAGGACAGAGCUCCACCUCCACUCCUCCAUCAGAGACAACAUGAAGGAGUACUACAUCUGA